AUGAAGUACUCCUUCGUCAUCGCCGCCCUCGUGGCCGCCGUCGCAGCCCAGGUCGACCCUACCAUCAUCCCUGAGUGUGCUCGCCAGUGCCUUCUGGAUGCCACCGCCUCGGCCACCUCCUGCAAGGCGGGUGACUACACCUGCACCUGCACGGCCGAGAACAAGGCCGCCAUCCAGAGCGCCGCUACCGGCUGCGUCGUCGCGGCCUGUGGCCUCGAUGUGGCUCUGCAGCAAGUCGUCCCCGCCUCUAACCAGCUCUGUGAGGCCGCCGCCGCCGGUGGCGGUGCCCUGAGCUCUGCCGUCGAGACCGCAUCGUCGGCCGCGUCCGUCGCCUCUUCGGUCGCCUCGGCCGCCUCCUCGGCCGCCUCCUCCGUGAGCAUCCCCACCUCGGCCUCGGGCUCCAUGUCCCUGCCCUACACCACCGGCGGCGUCACCGCUUCCCCUACCGCCACCGUCACCAGCAGCCGCCCGACUACCACCGCCGUCCAGGCCGGCGCCGCUGGCAUUGCCCCCAUCGGAGGCCUCGCCAUGGUCCUCCUCGGUGCCCUUGCUCUCUAA
This is a messenger RNA of Colletotrichum destructivum, 558 nucleotides long. Its product is annotated as Putative extracellular membrane protein, CFEM. The transcript has 2 exons. The coding region runs from base 1 to 558 and encodes 185 amino acids. Lineage: Eukaryota; Fungi; Ascomycota; Sordariomycetes; Glomerellales; Glomerellaceae. The record is from RefSeq and is a predicted model, not a curated record.